AGAAUUUCUUCUUCCUCCUCGUUCUUAGCUUUCCCUCCAUCCUAAAACCCUAACAACAUUCCAGCACAACCAAACCAAAGCCCCUCUCUUUAUCACUCUCUCUCUAGUCUCUGCUCCCAUGUCAUCUGUUUUGAGGAUGAAGACUCUCGUCUCCCCAACCUUCGCUGCAUUCUCUCCUUACCUGUGCAGACCCACCGUCUCUCUUCCUCACUCUUCAUUCUCAUCCUCUAAAUCGUCCAUCUUCGCUCUUCAAAAUUUGAACUUUCGCAGUCUCGGGCCCAAAUCAUGCUCGGACAAGCCCCCCGUUCGCUGCCUUCAUCAGAGCUCGCAAAUGGGUGCUCCUCGCUCGUCUUCUUCCGGCGAGAUUCACGUCAUCGUCGGUCCUAUGUUCGCCGGGAAGACCACCAGCCUUCUUCGAAGGGUCGAAUUAGAGAGCAGCAGUGGGAGAAGUGUUGCUGUUAUCAAAUCUAGCAAGGAUACAAGAUACGGAUUGGAUUCUAUCGUGACUCAUGAUGGGGCGAAAUUCCCAUGUUUGGCUUUGAAAGAUUUGUCUUCAUUCAAAGAAACAUUUGGCCUUAAUGCUUACAAUCAGCUAGAUGUCAUUGGUAUAGAUGAAGCUCAAUUUUUUGAAGACCUUUAUGACUUUUGCCGCGAAGCUGCUGAUCGUGAUGGCAAGGUCCUAGUCGUUGCUGGGCUGGAUGGUGACUAUUUGAGGAGGAGUUUUGGUUCUGUGCUUGACAUAAUUCCUCUAGCCGAUUCUGUCACCAAGUUGACUGCCCAAUGUGAACUUUGUGGAAAACGUGCUUUCUUCACCCUCAGAAAGACUGGCGAGAUGCAGACGGAAGUUAUCGGGGGUGCCGAUGUAUACAUGCCUGUUUGCCGGCAGCAUUAUAUGAGCGGACAAGCCGUCAUCGAGACAACAAGGAUAGUCCUAGAAUCUCAACCUCAGAAGGUCCAGUGUGGGUAAAAACCACAGGCGUAGGUGGUGGGUCUAUUUAUUCUAACCCAUUGCUGCAAGUCGCGGCAAUCCUAGUACUUGAUUUUGUGAUACAAGGUUAUUGUUAUCCAGACAGAUCUUAGUAUUGUGUCCUUGGGGUGGGGUAUGCAAAUAGCGAAUGCUCGAUUGCAAAAGGUGCUCUUGUCAUGUUCAACCUCUUGCAA
Messenger RNA from Rhodamnia argentea, 1161 nucleotides. Its product is annotated as thymidine kinase a-like. Bases 119 to 967 code for a protein of 282 amino acids. Gene Ontology annotation, molecular function: thymidine kinase activity; ATP binding. The transcript has 4 exons. Lineage: Eukaryota; Viridiplantae; Streptophyta; Magnoliopsida; Myrtales; Myrtaceae. Gene Ontology annotation, biological process: thymidine metabolic process. The record is from RefSeq and is a predicted model, not a curated record.